UCCGGUGUCGGUCCUGGAAUUGUGGAGAUGUAUUAUGUUAGUUGCUCGCAGCCAUUUGCUCUCCAGGACCGUUGGGCAUCCGCGAAUUUUGAUGGGUGCCGGGAGGAACUGGCAAGCGCGAUGGACGACAUUGCAUGCGCUGCAGCGGCCAGUCGCCUCCUCGAGCGCACAAGCGUGAUAUCGCCGUACAGAAAAAGUAACGGAGCAGACGGCGAUAUGAAGGGUACCGAUGAAUCGGCCAGAGACAACAGGGAUAACGAUAUUGUUGUUUGUUAA
Messenger RNA from Gongylonema pulchrum, 276 nucleotides. The record is from the annotation of a GenBank genome assembly. Lineage: Eukaryota; Metazoa; Nematoda; Chromadorea; Rhabditida; Gongylonematidae.